Molecule: messenger RNA, 1578 nt
Organism: Tremella mesenterica DSM 1558
Lineage: Eukaryota; Fungi; Basidiomycota; Tremellomycetes; Tremellales; Tremellaceae
Exons: 13
Coding region: 1-1578 (525 amino acids)
Molecular function (GO): UDP-glycosyltransferase activity
Source: RefSeq, a predicted model, not a curated record
AUGUCUCAUAAACCUACUCAUCUCCUACUCAUACCCCAAGCGACUUGGGGUCACGUCAGAUCAUGUCUUCAAAUAGGUAUAUCCCUCUUACAUCUCGCUCCUAAUUGUUAUCUCACUUUUUUAUGUUAUUCAUCUGCUUCUCCAAGAGUUCACGAAGAGCUUUCAAGACAACAUCAUCUGACUUCGGAAAAGAAAAGAAGGAUACGGACUGUUGAUAUUAUCGGAGAAGUUAGAGAGGAAGAUGAUCCUCUUCGACCGGGGUUGAAAUUACGUGUUGGGUUCGAAGAUGUUUUAAAGGGGUUGAUGAUGAAAGGUGAAAAAGGAGAGGAAUGGGGAUAUCCUAAUUUGAUCAUAUAUGAUGAUUACCAACUUUGGCCAUAUUCUCUUCCCAAAGUAGUCAGAGAAUUGACGGAUCAUCUCAACCAACCAUACAUUCCUUGUUUGUACUUAGCACCCGUUCCUACCUCGCCCAUGAUGAGGAUGACAGCAAGUGCAGAACAUGGAGGUCAUUGGGAUGGUAUCAUGAAAAGAUACGAAGAUGCUCGAGCGGAAGGUUUGUCGAUCAAUGAUGCAGGUAUAAAGGCUUUGAGGAAUGCUCAGGGGAAAUUAAUAACACCUCCUGAUCUUCCACCGAUGUAUGAUUAUGAGUAUUAUCCGCAAAAUGUGUGCAUGCCAUUCCCCAUUUCCCUCCUGUACAAAUGGCCAGCAAUGUUCGCGGCGAGGGAUGAUUCAGAUGGUUAUAUGACUUUUGGGAUUUCAGAAUUAGAAGGUUGGUCAGAAGGACAAUUGAAGAAAUCAUUGAAAAUCCCAUUAUAUCCCGUUGGACCCCAUCUAGAUAUCGAAAUUUGGCAAGCAAAUAAUCCCAAAGUUCGCACUUCUUAUACAUCCGACGAAAGACGAGUGGUGAAAUUCCUUGACGGGAUGCAGAAGGAGUACGGUUCACGUAGUGCAUGUUUCGUUAGCUUUGGAAGUCUCAUGUGGCCUUCCACUCGACCUGAGCUAUUGGAAUGUCUGGUUGAAACACUUAUUGAAGCUGAACCGCCAUUACCAUUCUUGUUCGCCGCAGCUUCAGCACUGGCCUCUUGGCCGGACCAUUUAAUAAAGAAAGUGGAAGAAAGUGGGAGGGGUAUGAUAGUGAAGUGGGCACCUCAAUUGACCGUGUUGCAACAUGAAUCAAUCCAUUUUUUCCUGACUCACUGUGGAUCGGGAUCAACCGUAGAGGCCAUCCAAGCGGAAAUUCCGAUAGUCGCUUGGCCUUUCACAGGCGAUCAAGUACUCUGGGCUGCUCAACUCACGCAAAUGUCUCAUUGCGGAGUUCGACUCCACCAAGUCAACUCGGGUAUGAAAGGUCUUCAACUCGCUUCGGGUGGUAUCGUCACCGAAGAUCCGGAAGAUAUCAAACGUGAAAUGCGAGAGGCAUUUACAGCCGUACGAGGGGAUCAGUGGACCGAAAUGAGGGAUGAAAUACGGAAGCUGGGGACGAUUCUGAAGGAUAGUGUGGAACGAGGAGCGGCGAGGAAGGCCCGAGAACAAAUCGUGGAGAAAUAUCUAUCAAGGACAUUGGUUACCGGAUCAUGA